Hyposmocoma kahamanoa is the source of this 1972-nucleotide messenger RNA. RefSeq names its product beta-1,4-N-acetylgalactosaminyltransferase bre-4-like. Gene Ontology annotation, molecular function: N-acetyl-beta-glucosaminyl-derivative 4-beta-N-acetylgalactosaminyltransferase activity. The record is from RefSeq and is a predicted model, not a curated record. Gene Ontology annotation, biological process: carbohydrate metabolic process; glycosphingolipid biosynthetic process. The transcript is spliced from 8 exons. The coding region runs from base 16 to 1146 and encodes 376 amino acids. NCBI's taxonomy places the organism in Eukaryota, Metazoa, Arthropoda, Insecta, Lepidoptera, Cosmopterigidae.
AUAUUCUUAGUAGUGAUGAUUCUCUGCGAUCACAUAUUCUAUGAGUGGCUUGACACAUCGAGUGGGCCCGAGGUGCCCGUUUUGGCCGUGUACCCUGUCUUCAAAAAGGAACCUCGAGUAAUAAAUGGUGGCGGACCAGGUUUCAACUUGGACUUAAUAAAGUAUCAAAACAUGCAUUAUCAGCCACCGACAACCAACAUUCUAGAACCCGAUCUCACCACGACAGAGAAUUCGUCCGCGUUCUGCAAAUUACCAAAUAAUUUAGGUCCAAUCAACGUUGACAUGACAAAAGUGGAACUGGCAUGGGUGGAGACCUUGUAUCCGCAGGUGGAACGAGGCGGGAUGUACACACCGAGCAACUGCAUUCCCAAACAUAAAGUUUGCAUUAUUGUGUCAUACAGGGAUCGCGAAGAACAUUUAGCUAUCUUCCUUCGUCAUAUUCAUCCUUUUUUAAUGAAUCAGAAAUUAGAAUAUUCAAUUUAUGUCGUGGAACAAACAGACAAUAAAGAGUUCAAUAAAGGUAUGUUAUACAACGCAGCGUUUUUGGAGACUCAGGUUAUGAAACCCGAUGGAUGCGAUUGCUUGAUCUUCCAAGAUGUGGAUCUUCUGCCGCUGGACUCUAGGAACAUAUAUUCUUGUCCUAAGCAGCCUAGGCAUAUGUCUGUUGUCAUUAAUUCACGAUACAGGUUUAUUUACGAUGACAAUAAUUUCGGAGGUGUAUCAGCGAUAAAAUACGAACAGUUCGUAGAUAUUAAUGGUUACUCCAAUCAGUAUUGGGGUUGGGGUGGGGAGGACGACGACAUAUCUAUACGGUUAAGACACAAAGGCUACUUUAUAUCGCGAUAUUCAAAGUCUAUAGCUCGGUACAUAAUGCUACCACAUGUGAAGAGGAAACCUGUUCUUGCUAAGUUGGAUAUAUUUUAUUUUAACACCGCAACCCGUGCUCGUCUCAAACACACAAUAGCUAACUACCCUCAUGACGGGUUGAAUAACAUCCAGUAUCACUUGGUUGGCACAAUGGAGAAUAAUCUCUACACUUUAAUACAAAUUGAUGUUGACAAAUAUCUACACCAGAUGGAGUUAUCGCCCCAAAAUAAAAUUAAUUCAAAUGAGAGCACGAAGUACAGAAACAAGAGAGUUAUAUGACAAUAUAAAAAUAGAAUAGAUAACACCAAUAUACUGCGAUUUUUGUUUCUGAAUUAUCAAUAUCAUUUUUUAAUAUUACAAAAAAAAUUACAAAUCACAUGGUUCAGUGCUCAUACUCGUCAAAAAUCACGCCUCUAACUGAUCCCGGUACAAACGUGCCCGUCAUGCUAGCCGCAUUUACUCGCAUACAGCAUGGACAAUCUUUGGGCCAAGAACAACCGGCGCGGGAGUCAUCUCCACUCUCUCUUAGCCGGCCAUCGAUUUCCGCUACAAACUUUUUGUAUCGCUACCCCAACAACCCGCCGCCGUCUCAACAGCGAGCUAAACGAAAAUGUAGCGAUUUACCAAAUUACGAUAUUAGUUUUGUUUCUUGCGAGCAGCGGUCUCAGCAGCUGCACCAGCGGAAGUCACUGUGCCACUGAGAUGCGAAGCUGCAAAUGUGCUAACACAUGUCGCAUCCCACUGGAGACACCUACCCCUCUCCCACGGCACCAGAGUUAUGUCGCCUUUUCCCAUCUGAUCGACUGAGACCUGGAGGUUCCAACAUGCGUGGAAUAUUUGCUGAAACUUGAGCCCGACGGAUGAUUUCGUUUAAGGCAUGAUGCCGUUGAAUUUUCUAGUUGUUUUUGACAUAAAAAUUUUAUUUAUCUACAAAAACUUGCUUUUUGUGGUCAAGACAACGAAAAGUUGAAAUUUUGCGUACCAUUAAGUAAACGUACUAAUUUUCGUGAACAAAUUGAACACACAUUUCUACCCUCUGCCAAAUAUUAUUAUUCUUAAAUUGAUUAUGCAACUCGUAGGCUGCCUGGAAAAGAAUGGAGAUAAG